CCGAUCAUGGGUGACUGGAGCUUUCUGGGUAACAUUUUAGAGGAAGUCAACGAGCACUCGACGGUGAUCGGCCGGGUGUGGCUCACGGUGCUCUUCAUCUUCCGUAUCCUCAUCCUGGGCACGGCGGCGGAGUUCGUUUGGGGCGACGAGCAGUCCGACUACGUUUGCAACACGCAGCAGCCGGGCUGCGAGAACGUGUGCUACGACGAGGCCUUCCCCAUCUCCCACAUCCGCCUGUGGGUGCUGCAGAUCAUCUUCGUGUCCACGCCGUCUCUGGUGUACGUGGGCCACGCCGUCCACCAUGUUCACAUGGAGGAGAAACGCAAGGAGCGCGAGGAGGCCGAGCUCAGCCGGCAGCAGGAGCUGAGCGAGGAGCGUCUCCCCCUGGCGCCCGACCAGGGGAGCGUCCGCACCACGAAGGAGACCGGCACCAAGGGGAGCAAGAAGUUCCGUCUGGAGGGCACCCUGCUGAGGACCUACAUCUGCCACAUCAUCUUCAAAACACUGUUCGAGGUGGGUUUCUUGGUGGGACAGUACUUCCUGUACGGCUUUCGCAUCCUGCCGCUGUACAAGUGCAGCCGCUGGCCCUGCCCCAACACGGUGGACUGCUUCGUGUCUCGCCCCACGGAGAAGACCAUCUUCAUCAUCUUCAUGUUGGCCGUGGCCUGCGUCUCACUCUUCCUCAACUUUGUGGAGAUCAGUCACCUGGGCCUGAAGAAGAUUAGCUUCGUCUUUCGCGAGCCGGCCCCGGCUCAAGGCGAGGGCUCGGCCCCCCCGCCGCCGCCGCCGCCACCCCCGCAAGGGAAGAGCUUGACCCCCCUGGCUUUGCCCUCCCUGCAACGAGCGAAAGGUUACAGGCUGCUGGAGGAGGAGAAAGCGCCCGUGACUCAGCUCUACACGCUCGCCGAUGUGGGCAUCGAGGCCGGCAGAGGGGCCCCACCCUUCCCGGGGCUGGAAGAGAAGGUGGAGGAGGCGCUGCCUCUGGGGGACAUCUCUAAGGUGUACGACGAGACUCUGCCCUCCUACGCCCAGACCACCGAGACAACGGGGGUGACUUUACACGAGGAGGCCGAGGAGGUGCAGCCGGCGGAGGCGGAAGCGGCGAGGGCGGAGAAGGUCGGGGGUGAGGAUCUGGAGGUAGAGGAGGCGGCGAGCGGGGCGGGGGCGAGGAUGGAGGCCGCGGAUACGAUAGAAGACACCAGACCGCUGAGCCGACUGAGCAAAGGCAGCAGCAGGGCCAGGUCAGACGACCUCAACGUAUGA
Pseudoliparis swirei is the source of this 1263-nucleotide messenger RNA. RefSeq names its product gap junction alpha-8 protein-like. Gene Ontology annotation, biological process: cell communication. Gene Ontology annotation, cellular component: connexin complex. The coding region runs from base 7 to 1263 and encodes 418 amino acids. The record is from RefSeq and is a predicted model, not a curated record. NCBI's taxonomy places the organism in Eukaryota, Metazoa, Chordata, Actinopteri, Perciformes, Liparidae. The transcript has a single exon.